This is a messenger RNA of Hippopotamus amphibius kiboko, 3914 nucleotides long. It is a transcript of the gene ARSD, whose product is annotated as arylsulfatase D. The transcript has 8 exons. The record is from RefSeq and is a predicted model, not a curated record. Gene Ontology annotation, molecular function: arylsulfatase activity. The coding region runs from base 564 to 2030 and encodes 488 amino acids. NCBI's taxonomy places the organism in Eukaryota, Metazoa, Chordata, Mammalia, Artiodactyla, Hippopotamidae.
UGGCGGCGCGGGGCUCCAGGGACACUGGGCCGAAGGCGCGGUCCGGCGGCUCUGAGCCCCGGGGAAGGCGGGCCAGCCCUGCAGUGAGAGCCUGAUCACAAACUGAUGGGAACGGGUGGGCCUGGAUGAAUUCGGGGAAAGAAAUCGAAUUGGGGCCGACUGUGACUUUCAAAAAACAAACAACCAAAAAAAGCAAAACAAAACCAGAAAACCUAGCGCGUUCAAGUUUUCUGCGGCGCGUGGGAUUAGCCAAGUCUUUGGGGGCAAAAGGAUUCGAAAGCUGAAGGCCUGCUUUGUUUAACUCCUAAUACCCGGGAAAGGCGCACCGCCUUCCCAGCAACCCGGUUUGAAAGGCCUACUUUUCAUUCCAUAGGAGAGACGUUUCUUCCUGCCUUUUCUUUUUCUCUCCAGGGUCUUUUUGGCGCUUCUACUCACGGUGUGUCUGCUUCUGAGGACUUGCGAAUUAAAAGCAUCAAAUGCGUUUAAACCAAAUAUUCUACUGAUAAUGGCAGAUGACCUUGGCAUCGGGGAUCUUGGUUGCUAUGGGAACGACACGCUGAGGCAUGGACGCCAGCGAUGGGUACCGGGCCCUGCAGUGGAACGGGGGCUCGGGGGGACUCCCGGAGAACGAGACCACGUUUGCAAGAAUCCUGCAGCAGCAAGGUUACACCACAGGCCUCAUCGGAAAGUGGCACCAGGGCGUAAACUGUGCAUCGCGUGGGGACCACUGCCACCACCCGCUGAACCAUGGGUUCGACUAUUUCUACGGCAUGCCCUUCACGCUGGUCAGCGACUGUCACCCAGACAGGCCCCCGGAACUGGACGCGGCCGUGAGGGCCAGGCUGUGGCGUUACACCCAGAUCAUGGCCCUGGGGGUGCUGACUGUCAUGGCCAGCAAGAUGACCGGGCUGAUCUCCGUGUCCUGGAAGGCAGUCUUGGGUGCGGCCAGCCUGGUCCUCCUGUUUUUCGCCGCCUGGUACGCCAGCUUCGGGUUUGUCCGCCGUUGGAACUGCAUCCUGAUGAGAAACCAUGACGUCAUCCAGCAGCCCAUGGUUUUGGAAACAGCAGCAAGUGUCAUGCUAAAGGAAGCCAUUUCCUUUAUUGAGAGAAAUAAGCGUGGGCCAUUCCUUCUCUUCGUUUCCCUGCUACAUGUCCACACCCCUCUGGUGACCACAAAAAAGUUCCUUGGGAAAAGCCAGCAUGGCUUGUACGGCGACAACGUGGAAGAGAUGGACUGGCUUGUGGGGGAGAUUCUCAACGCCCUUGAAGAACAUGGUUUGAAAAACAGGACACUCACGUACUUCACCUCUGAUCACGGGGGACAUUUGGAGGCAAGAGAUGGACACGUCCAGCUGGGCGGAUGGAAUGGAAUGUACAGAGGUGGCAAAGGCAUGGGCGGCUGGGAAGGCGGGAUCCGCGUCCCGGGGAUCCUGCGGUGGCCUGGGGUGCUGCCCGCCGGCCGCGUGAUCCACGAGCCCACCAGCCUCAUGGACGUCUUCCCGACCGUGGUGCAGCUGGGGGGCGGCCAGGUGCCCCAGGACAGGGUGAUCGAUGGCCGGAGCCUGGUGCCCCUGCUGCAGGGAGACACUGAGCGCUCGCCACACGAGUUCCUGUUUCAUUACUGCGGGGAGUACCUCCAUGCCGCACGCUGGCACGAGAAGGACAGCGGAAGGCUCUGGAAGGUCCACUACACGACCCCACGCUUCCACCCCGAGGGCGCGGGGGCCUGCUACGGCCGAAGCGUGUGCCCCUGCUCUGGUGACGGCGUGACCCACCACGACCCCCCGCUGCUCUUCGACCUCGCCAGCGACCCUUCCGAGGCCCGGCCCCUGUGCCCCGGCGCCGAGCCCCUGCACCGCGCGGUGCUGGCCAGGGUGGGUGAGGCGGUGCGGGCGCACAGGCGGACCCGGAGCCCUGUGCCCACUCAGCUCGCCCUGGGUCACAUCGUGUGGAAGCCGUGGCUGCAGCCGUGCUGUGGGACCUUCCCCUUCUGCUCCUGCAGCCGGGACGGAGACCCCGGGGAGACGUGACCUCGCCCCCGGCCGGCAGGGCUGUCACCAAAAGGACAGGUGGCGGAACGGAGUGGGUGAGGAUACGGAGAGAACGGGACCCUUGUGCACUGCUGCCAGUGGACACCUGUGGGGAACAGGAUGAAGGGUCCUCAAACCAUGAAAAAUGCAGUUCUCCGAGGACCCAGCAAUCCCCUUUCUGAGUAUGUAUCUGAAGGCGAUGGAAACAGGACACAUUGAAGACGUAUCUGCACCCCCACGUUCAUUGCAGCACUGUUCCCAUUGGCCAAGAUGUGGAAACAACCUAAGUACCUUAUCAAUGCAUGAAUGGAUAAGUAAAUUAAUUAAUUAACUAAUUCAUUUAUAUAUAUUAAAAUUAUAUAUAUAUACACACACAGAUAAAACACAAUGGAAAAUUAUUUGGCCAUAAAAAAGGAGGGAAAUCUUGCCACGCGUGACAACAUAGAUGGACCUUGAGGACAUUAUGCUACGUGAAAUAAGCCAGAGGAAGACAAAUAUUGUAUGAUCUCACUUAUGUGUGGAAUCUUAAAAAAAAUAAUAAUAAAGUUAUAGAUAUGGAGAGUAGAUUGCUGGCUGCCACAAACUGCGGGGUGGGGGAAUUGGGGAGACGUUGGACGUACUUCCAGUUAUAAGAUGGAUCAGUUCUGGGCUUCGGAUAUACUGCAUGGUAACUAUAAUUAACAAGAACGUGGGACCCCCCCGGGUGGUCCAGUGGUUAGGACUCCACGCUGCCACUGCACGGGGCAUGGGUUCGAUCCCUGGUCAGGCGUGCUCCAAGGUACAGCCAAAAAAAAAAGGAUUAAAAAAAGAAAUAAUGUAUUAUUAAGUUGAAGUUUGCUAAGAGAGUAGAUCUUAUGUGUUCUCAUCCCUGACACACAAAGAAUGGUAACCAUGAGAUGUGAUGAGUGUCUUAAUUAACUUGACGGGGUGAUCCUUGCAGGGUGCAGACGUGUAUCAAAUCAUCACAUUGUACACCUUAAAUAUAUACAAUGUUAUGUAUCAAUUACAUAUACUUCAAUAAACCUGGAAAAUAAACUUUAUAAAAGGACAGGGACAGCUCCCCUUGAGGGCCAGAACUAUGAGAGAGGACUCAGGGACCGGGCUGAAAAUAUAUAAACCUUGGUCCUAGCUUAAAUUUCCUUUUCUUGGGGAACAAGUCGUGGUCAAGGAGUGGGUUUCAGUUUUCUCAUCUAUGAAACAAGGGAUCCCAGUGGACACUCAGUAAUGUCCCUCUUGUUUCUCUUCUAAAGCUCCAGGUGGGUGAGAUUCUGAGCUCCCAAUGCAGGGUGCCUGGGUUCGAUCCCUGGUCGGGGAAUUAGAUCCCGCAUGCCACAACUAAAGAUCCUGCAUGGCCCAAUGAAGAUACUGACCUGGCACAGCCAAAAUAAGUCAAUAAAUAAAUAUUUUUAAAUAAAGAAAUAAAUAAAGCUCGGGGGUUACCACAGUGACAAUGUCCGAUUUUUUUACCCAUCCAUCUUGGAGCAUCCUUGAAAUCUCAUUGCUUCCGUGAACAACCCCACACAAUGGCAGGCAAAAGUGUUCAUGCCUACUCUUCAGGCAACAGAGGAAAAGUAAAACAGCUUUGAGUCUGUUCUUUAAUUGCUGAUCUCAAGUCUUCAACCCCACACGUGAGGACCACUGCCCAGGUGUCCUCUUUUCUUCAGUUAGAGAUUACUUUGAGCUGCUAGUAACACACACCAGGAAUACAAAUGCUGUAAAUGAGAGGGAGGCAUGUUAUUUCCCAGAUAAUAAGAGGGAAGCAACCCAGGACUGGCAGCCUCUUUCCAACUCCUUGCUUUACCAUCCUUUGCCUCAUGGUCUUAGCGUGGCUGCUGCUGCUCCAGGCAGUGUGUAGACAUCCCAGGCAGCAGGAAGGAGGAAGGA